Messenger RNA from Sinocyclocheilus rhinocerous, 1509 nucleotides. RefSeq names its product gastrula zinc finger protein XlCGF8.2DB-like. The coding region runs from base 214 to 1182 and encodes 322 amino acids. Gene Ontology annotation, molecular function: RNA polymerase II cis-regulatory region sequence-specific DNA binding; DNA-binding transcription factor activity, RNA polymerase II-specific. The transcript is spliced from 2 exons. Gene Ontology annotation, biological process: regulation of transcription by RNA polymerase II. The record is from RefSeq and is a predicted model, not a curated record. Lineage: Eukaryota; Metazoa; Chordata; Actinopteri; Cypriniformes; Cyprinidae.
UUCAGAGUCAAACAUGAAGAUACUGAGGAACAAACAGACCUGAUGGCACUGAUAGAGGAGAGUCAAGAACUGAAUGAAACGGAAGAGAAAAAUCAAAAUGAGAAACUUCAUGAUUUCAAAACUGAAGAAAAAUAAAUUAGUUGCUCACAGACUGAAAAGACUUCCUCACAAGAAAAAACUCAAAAAACACAAACUACAAACCUUAAUUCCCACAUGAGAAUUCACACUGGAGAGAGACCUUACAUCUGCCAACAGUGUGGAAAAAAAUUCAAACAAAAAGGACGCCUUAAAGUCCACAUGAAAAUUCACAUUGAAAAGAAACCGUUAAUAUGCCUUGAAUGUGGAAAAUGUUUUACACGGAAAAAAAACCUUAAGACUCACAUGAGAAUUCACACUGGAGAGAGACCUUAUACCUGCAAACUGUGUGGAAACAGUUUUAUACUAAAAAGUCACCUUAAUGCCCACAUGAGAAUUCACACCGGAGAGAAACCUUACACCUGCAAACUGUGUGGAAAGAGUUUCUCACAAAAUGGAGGUCUUAAGACUCACAUGAUAAUUCACAUUGAAAAUAAUCCAUUAAUAUGCUCUCAGUGUGGAAAGAGUUUUACACAGAAAAAAACCCUUAUUGCCCACAUGAGAAUUCACACUGGAGAAAAGCCUUUUACCUGCCCUCAGUGUGGAAAGGGUUUCAGGCUCAAAGAAAACCUUAGGACUCACAUGCGGAUUCACACUGGAGAGAAUCCAUUCACGUGUGGUCAGUGUGGAAAGAGUUUCAGAUAUAAAGAAAACCUUAAUAAGCACAUGAAGAUUCACUCAAGAGAGAAGAGUUUUAAAUGUCAUCAGUGCGAAAGGAGUUUUACAGACACGAAUCACCUUAAGAAUCCUGUUAAAAUUCACAUCGGAGAAAAGCCUUUCAUGUGCCAUCACUGUGGAAAGAGCUGCUCAAAAGAAGGAAACCUCAAGGUUCACUUGAGAAUUCACACUGGAGAGAAACCUUUCACCUGCGAACAGUGUGGAAAGAGUUUCACGGUAAAAGUAAACCUUCAGAUUCACAAGGUAGUUCACACUGUAGAAAAGCCUUACAAGUGUCUGCAGUGUGAGAAGAGUUUCAAAAGUCAAAGCAGCAUGAAACGUCAUUUGAAAACUCAUUCUGGGAAAAACUUGCCAUUUUCCUCAGAGUGACGAGAGUUUUAGAAAAAGCAAUUUCUGCAAUCAUCUGUGCAUUCAUUCUGGAAGACAAUUCAAUUGUAGUCAGUGUACUAAAAACAUUAUUUGCCAUCACACUUACAGAUUCAUAUGAAAAGUCAUGCAAAUGUGAGACUCUGUUUGUGUUUGUUAAAGAGUAUGACAAGAAAAAAAUGCUGUGUGAAAUCAAGGCUAUGUUCACACGCUAAAUGUGGGCUACAUCUGAUUUUCACCUUCAUGCAUCCUUCAAGCUUCACCAUAAUGCUUUUUAUUUUCUUUUGAUCAUCUUCUUUGCUGUAGUUUCAAAUAUUGAGCGGUUACAGU